Chinchilla lanigera (long-tailed chinchilla) is the source of this 2782-nucleotide messenger RNA. RefSeq names its product transcription factor EB (gene Tfeb). The coding region runs from base 253 to 1665 and encodes 470 amino acids. The record is from RefSeq and is a predicted model, not a curated record. Gene Ontology annotation, biological process: regulation of transcription by RNA polymerase II; positive regulation of DNA-templated transcription; humoral immune response. Lineage: Eukaryota; Metazoa; Chordata; Mammalia; Rodentia; Chinchillidae. The transcript is spliced from 9 exons. Gene Ontology annotation, cellular component: nucleus. Gene Ontology annotation, molecular function: protein dimerization activity; DNA-binding transcription factor activity, RNA polymerase II-specific; RNA polymerase II cis-regulatory region sequence-specific DNA binding.
GCGCCGGGCGCGGGGCUCGGUGACAGCAGAGGCGGCGGCGGGCGGGACGCAGGGAGCCGCGGCGCCGACAGCAGCGGGCAGGGUGUGCGGGAGGGGUGGGGCCUCUCCGGUGGCGCGUAGCCCCAGGAGCCCGGGAGCGGGCGGCGCGCGCAGUUUGCGGGCCGGGCACCCGAACUUGGGAGAAGUUGCCGGAACCGCGGGGCGCAGGCGGCGGACGGAUUGACCUUCAGAGCGAGGGAGCCACCGGCCACCAUGGCGUCGCGCAUCGGGCUGCGGAUGCAGCUCAUGCGGGAGCAGGCGCAGCAGGAGGAGCAGCGCGAGCGGCGGCAGCAGGCGGCCGUGGUCCAGUUCCUGCAGCAACAACAGCAGCAGCUUGGGGCCCCGCCCUCGCCCGCCAUCAGCACCCCGGUGCCCUUCCAGCCACCGCCACCGGUGCCUGGUGAGGUGCUCAAGGUGCAGUCCUAUCUGGAGAACCCGACCUCCUACCACCUGCAACAGUCCCAGCAUCAGAAGGUGCGGGAGUACCUGUCUGAGACCUACGGGAACAAGUUCGCAGCCCGGGUCAGCCCCGCCCAGGGCUCCCCGAAGCCCCCGCCUGCCGCCUCUCCUGGGGUACAUGCCGGACAUGUGCUGUCCACCUCGGCUGGCAACAGCGCGCCCAACAGCCCCAUGGCCAUGCUCCACAUAGGCUCCAACCCCGAGAAGGAGUUUGAUGACGUCAUCGACAACAUCAUGCGCUUGGACAGCGUGCUGGGCUACAUGAACCCCGAGCUCCAGACGCCCAACACGCUGCCCCUGUCCAGCAGCCACCUGAACGUGUACAGCAGCGAUCCCCAGGUCACAGCCUCCCUGGUGGGGGUCACCAGCAGCUCCUGCCCCGCCGACCUGACCCAGAAGCAGGAGCUCACAGAUGCUGAAAGCCGGGCGCUGGCCAAGGAGCGGCAGAAGAAGGACAAUCACAAUCUCAUUGAAAGGAGGCGGAGGUUCAACAUCAAUGACCGCAUCAAGGAGUUAGGAAUGCUGAUCCCCAAGGCCAGCGACCUGGAUGUGCGCUGGAACAAGGGCACCAUCCUCAAGGCGUCUGUGGACUACAUCCGGAGGAUGCAGAAGGAUCUGCAGAAGUCGCGAGAACUGGAAAGCCACUCCAGGCGCCUGGAGAUGACCAACAAGCAGCUCUGGCUGCGUAUCCAGGAGCUGGAGAUGCAGGCGCGGGUGCACGGCCUCCCCACCACGUCGCCGUCAGGGGUGAACAUGGCCGAGCUGGCCCAGCAGGUGGUGAAGCAGGAGAUGCCCGGCGAGGAGGCCCCGGCCGAGACGCUGAUGCUGGGGGCCGAGGUCCCCGAGCCCGAGCCGCUGCCGUCGCUGCCUCCCCAGGCUCUGCUGCCCCCGCCUGCCGAGCCCCCGUCCCCGUUCCAGCACCUGGACUUCAGCCACAGCCUGAGCUUCGGGGACGGGGGUGAUGAGGGCCCCGCCGCCUACCCCGACCCCCUGGGGCCCGAGCACGGCUUCCCCAACCUGUCCAAGAAGGAUCUGGACCUCAUGCUCCUCGACGACUCCCUGCUGCCGCUCGCCUCCGACCCCCUCUUCUCCACCAUGUCCCCCGAGGCCUCCAAGGCCAGCAGCCGCCGCAGCAGCUUCAGCAUGGAGGAGGGCGACGUGCUGUGACGCAGGCGGCCCCUCCGCGGACUCCGCGCCCGCCCGGCAGCCCCUGGGGUCCUGAGAGCGCCCCAGGGGCAGCCCUGUCGCUGGACUGGGUGGAAGCAGACUGCAGGGGCAGGGAGGAGACAGUGGCCUGGGGUAGGAGGAGCCCCGGCCCCGGCCCGGGUGCUGGGUGUCGGGCAGCAGGGCCUUCGGGGAGCGCCUGGGAGGCCGCAUCUGCCCGAGCACUCAGGCUCGCUUUCUGGGGCUCCACGGCCACCCCGCAGGUGGGCACCUACCCGCCUUUGGUGCUAACAGCUCUCCCCGUGGGGUGAGGGCGGUGUGGCCAGAAGAGAAGGUUGGGUCCGGGGCUGAAGGGUCACUGCCGGCAGAGCAGCUCCCCCCUCUCCGGACCCCCACUUUGUGCCUUUAGUAAACACUGUGCUUUGUACCUCUGGUCCUGUCUCUUUGGCGCUGGCCUAGGGCAGGUGGCAGGGAUUCAGAGUUUGGGUGCUCCCUGAAGUGUUAGGGGGUGCAGAGGAGCGGACAAACACGGAGGUCCCCCAGAACCGCACAGCUCCUCCGCGGUAAGAGGGCAGGUUUGGGUGUCAACGGGGGCGUUGUCCCUCGCAGCCACAAGGUGGCGCUGCCGCCACGCCGGACCCGCACCUCCCGCUGUGGCCGGCGCCUUGCUGGCCGGAGGAGGCAGGGGACGGCCUUGCUCCUGAGCCAGGCCCCUUGUCCCUCGUGGCAUCUCUGGGACGUCUUGGUCAGCUGCCCCUGUCCUGGCACAGCGCUUCCAGCUCUUCCCCGUGUGGCCCCUCCAGCAGGACAGACGGCUGGCAGCGCUGUGGGAAAGGGACCCCGGUGAGCUACCUUCGGAGGGGUCAGGAGCACAGGCCUCCGCAGUCCUGUGCGCUUGGGGGCCGUGGGCCGAUCGCUGCACAUCCUUGCCUGGGGUCUUUGCUGUGGUGGGGAGGGGUCAGGACCUCACCCAAGAUGGGGACACAGGCUUAGGCUGCAAAGGGUCCCAUGGGGCCACCUGAGCCCCAAGGAGGACAGAGGAAGGGGUGGUAGUGGCUUCACCUCCCAGGGACCUGGGAGGCCAGGGAAGGCCUGAUUAAAAAAAAAUCCCAACUGCAAA